Messenger RNA from Prunus armeniaca (apricot), 228 nucleotides. The record is from the annotation of a GenBank genome assembly. Lineage: Eukaryota; Viridiplantae; Streptophyta; Magnoliopsida; Rosales; Rosaceae.
AUGGCCAAGAACCCAGUUUUUCAUCAAAGAACUAGGCACAUAAACAGAAGGUAUCAUUUCAUAAGAGAAGCUUUGCAAGAAGGUGUGAUCAAUAUGCAAUUCUGCAGAAGUGAAGAACAGCUCGCAGAUAUUUUUACUAAAACACUGCCCAAAGACAGAUUUAAGUAUCUAAGGUCGAAACUUGGAGUUAAGCCAGUAAGGAGCUUAGGAGAGGCUGUUGAGAGUUAA